GAGAGAGGAGGUGUCGUUUAAAUGUUACAGAGAUAAGGGUGAAUUUCCAGCAGUAACUCACCACCCCCCUCCAAAAAAAAACCGUGCUUAAUGAAUAUCGUGUGACUCAAAACAUAAACACGCAAGCACUGAGAGGGAGGGGGAAGUUCAGCGAGGUCGUUUUUGUUUCGGUGUCUUGUCAAAAUCUUUCACAUUUCAACAAAAGACAUCAGCUGCCGCCGGACGGGCUUGAUCUGGUUUUGGGGGAAAAUUAUUUGUCGGCGUUCGUCUUUUAAAGUAACCUCUGGACCAGUGAGGAGGCAGGCUGACUCUCGCGCAGUGAAGCAUGUCUGGCCCUGGUUACCCACCUCCGAACCAGCCCCCGUACCCAGUUCCACAGCCCGGGGGAUACUCUGUGCCCCCCUACCCCAUGGCUCAGCCCGGAUAUGGAGAUCCUACCCAGCCCGCCCCCCCUCCAGGAUUCAGUGUCUACCCUCAGCCCGGGGGCUACCAGCCUUCCCCUCAACCUCAGCCCGGGGGCUACCAGGGCCCCCCUCCCCAUGGCUACCAGCCCUCCCCUCAACCUCAGCCUGGGGGCCCCCCUCCCCAUGGCUACCAGCCUGCCCCUAUCGCACAACCCGGGGGCUACCAACCAGGUCCGCUGAGCCCCCCCCACGGGUACCAGCCUGCCCCCACCAAUCCUGGGCCCUCCCCGGCACACGAUCCCCACAACAAGGUCACCCCCUACUCUGCCGUGCCCAUCGGCGUGCCCCCAGGACUGGAGUACCUCACGCAGAUCGAUCAGAUCCUGGUUCACCAGAAGGUUGAACUCCUUGAAGCAUUCAUCGGCUUCGAGACCAACAACAAAUACGAAAUCAAGAACAGCAUGGGCCAGAAGAUCUACAAGGCCACCGAGAAGAACGACUGCUGCACACGCAACUGCUGCGGCUCCCUGCGCCACUUCAACAUGAAGAUCACCGACAACAACGACCAGGAGGUCAUCCACCUGGUGCGGCCCUACAAGUGCGCCAGCUGCUGGUGCCCCUGCUGCUUGCAAGAGUUGGAGGUUCAGGCUCCGCGGGGCACCACGAUCGGCUACGUGGUUCAGACGUGGCAUCCCUUCCUGCCCAAGUUCUCCAUUCAGAACGCCUCGAGGGAGACCGUCAUGAGGGUGGUGGGGCCCUGCUUCGCCUGCAACUGCUGCGGAGACAUCAACUUCGAGUUGAAGACGAAGGACGAGGGUGCCAGUGUGGGUCGGAUCAGUAAGCAGUGGAGCGGGCUGCUGAAGGAGGUCUUCACCGACACAGAUAACUUCGGGAUUCAGUUUCCCCUGGAUCUGGACGUGAAGAUGAAGGCGGUGCUGCUGGGAGCCUGCUUCCUCAUCGACUUCAUGUUCUUCGAGAAGACUGGAGAAAUGUCCCAGCGCAACACCGUUCUCUCCUGAGAGGAAGAAAGGACCGAGCCGUGCCAAAACCAACACAACAUUAUUUUAAAAAGAAAAUAUCCCAGACUCCUUUGCAAAAGCGCGCGGCACCGCUCUCAAACAACCAAACCAAACGGGCGAAAUCGCAGAAGGAAACCUCACUUCCACACAAUCAGGUGGAUUUAAUCCAUUUAUAUUCUGAUCAGGGAGUGUUGUUUUUAGAGCGUUUCGCAGCCCUGGGUGGGGAGGGGUCAGCCUGCUUUUCCCAAAUUGCAAAUCAAUUCAGGGUGAUUCAGCAGUGCUGUAAAAUACUCUAAUAUCAUCCACUUGUGUCUUAUCAGGGGUACAGGCUGAUCAAAUCAAUUAGUUAGCAUGGAGAAAUAUCUACUACCCGGCCACUUUAUUAGGACCUGUGUGUCCCCCCCCCCCCUCCGAUUUGGCACGGCCCUGGAGGGGGGCAUCCUGGUAUACCCCGGGGCCCUUGAUGACUCUGGAAGGCUGAACCAAUAGUUUACUGAAGCAUGCAGUCCAGCCAACAAUGCUGAGCCCUGAUGGCUGCUUUCAAUAACGCCCCCUCCACUGAGCCAGAAUGGAUUGAGGAGCACGACAGAGACUUCUUCCACGGACACCACAGCGAUCUCAAUCCGACUGUGUGAAGGAUUCGUCAUCCCGAUCCUCUGCCGGCCUCUCUGCACUCAAUAUUAACGAGGGAAUGGAUCUUCCAGCGCCUUGUGGAGUCUGGGUCACGUCAGGGCUGUGAUCGGGGGCCCACGGUGACCCGAUAUUAGGGGCAGGUCCUAAUAAAGUGUCCAGGGCAGUGAAUAUCCCAGUGUAUAGAUCAGCUUAUCCAAUAGUGUAUUGUGCUAUUUUCCCAUUGUUUCUGAUGCAUUGAUACAGGUGUGUGGUGAAAGUCACUGACCAUUUUGAAUUGGGGGGGGUGUAACUGUACACUAAUAUCACGAUAUGAUGCAUCUCACAAUAUGCAGGUCGUGAUACGAUGCCCUCUGUACAGCCCUCUAUUGCGAUAUGUCGUGUAAAGAGAGUACCCAGAUUCGUCAAUGCGCCGUGAACCGUACCCCCUCUUAGUUUUGAACACUUUACAGUUUUCCAUGCACAGGAGUAAAAUACAUGUGUGUGUUUUUAAUAUAGCAAGUCAAUUGAUUUUAAAAAAAAAAAACAUUUUUCUGCCCUUUUUCUCAGCCUGGGCAAAAUACAAGACCGUGUACAAGUUGCCUUACAGAGUAGUUUUAUAUAAUGUACAUUUUCCUAAUGAGAGGGAGUAGCUUCAAAUUGAAUAGCCUGUGAUUAAUGACCCCCCCUGCCUUUUAAGCCGUGCCAACCUGUGGUUCUAAUUGCAGUUCCUCCUGUACUGAACGCUUUGACUGCUCUUCAGACCUCAGUGCCUGCCACAGAUAUAGAUCGUAAACUAGAUCAGCCUUUAGAGACGCGGGAGACAGCGCCAUCUAGUGGUCUGCUGCUCUGUUGGAAUGUUAUGGAAUACACUAGCUAUGUGCUAGAGCAGCGGUUUCCAACCCCAGUCCUGGGGACCCCCCUGCUGUGUCUGAUGGUUUUCAUUCCAACUGUGCUCUCAGUUACUGAACUAGACUCUUAAUUGAACUAGUAAGCAGCCUAAUUAGGCUUUUUUAAAAUUUAAUUUCAGCUCUCCCCAGGAAUCAUUGCAAACACCCUAAAAAGAUGUCCUGUUAAUUGAAGCUGCUUGCGAUAUGAUUUAAAAUCGGAUUAUGUGUUUUGAGUCUGCUGCUAGACUUCUGAAAAGACUCCUCCGAGCAGACGUGGGGAAGCUGAUUAGCGUCGCGCUGUACUCAGAAGCCUGUGUAACGCUGAUAUCCCCCCCCCCCCCCACCUUGCUUCCGAAGGUUUUCACAAGGAAUAGUCGGUAAGCAUUGUAAAAAAUAUAUAUAUAAUUUGAGCAGAAGAAUGAACCCUUUUUUUUUAAUGCCUGUUUUUAUCGUUUCAAAGGAGAUCGAGGCUCAUUUCAGCCUCUUCUACGCAGGCAUCCUUUGACACAUUGCUUCUGUGUGGUGUUUCAUGCAUUCAGUUGCAGACUGGAGCUACCCUUUUUAAUAAAAGUUUCUCGUUGUAAUAAAGCCUAGUGAAAGCAUAGCAACAGCAUAACCAAAUGUAGUAAAGCAUAGCGAAGUGCAAUAAAGCAGAGAUGAUCAUUGUAAAGCCCAGAGAGGUACAGUAAAGCAUGUUAAAAAAAACAAAAACCAAGCCAUUUCCCAGUGAUAAUUACUUUGAUGCCAACUGGAAUUCUUGCAGUGUUCCAGAACCCCCGUGCAGUGUUCCAGAACCCCGUGCAGUGUUCCAGAACCCCGUGCAGUGUUCCAGAACCCCGUGCAGUGUUCCAGAACCCCCGUGCAGUGUUCCAGAACCCCCGUGCAGCGCUCUAGAACCCCCGUGCAGCGCUCUAGAACCCCUGUGCAGUGUUCCAGAACCCCCUUGCCGUGUUCCAGAUUCCCCAUGCAGUGUUCUAGAACCCCCUUGCAGUGGAUUUUAUUUAUUUUUUUGUAAGUUUCUAGAUAACCGGUUCUUUCUCUAACCAGCCCUGUGAAUACAUGUUAAGAGCGUGUAACACGAAAUGACGUGUCUUGGAUCCGAAGCUCCAUUAUUCGUUCUAUGAGUAAUUUCUGUUGGCAUGUGCCUGACCCGCUGCUCCCUGAUCACCACACCGCAGCUCUGUAACCACGUGUUCAGGCCACGUCCUUCUAAGACGUGUGGAUAAACGAGCCGUGUCGUUCAGCGAUGGAUGGACUUGCUGUGCACGCUGCAGAUGCUGUCAGAGAUUACUAGAGGAGCAUUCAUUAACGUUGCUGCCUCUCAUUGCUCAGAUCCAACGGCACUUUCACUGGCAUCCCUGAAAGCAACGAGUGUGAAUUGCUGUGAAUGGGAUACUUUUUGGAGAAAUAAACAAUUUUCCAAUCGUUGUCUGCACCCCAUAGGCUAGCAUUGUGCACACCCACCUUUGAGUCCCAGCACACACACACACACACACUGACACACACACACACACACACACACUGACACACUGACACACCCAUACUCCAACACACACACACACACUGACACACACGCCAGUGUUUCAAAAGCGCUGCAUUCGUGGGUUUGUGUAACAGAGAGUAUUUCACUUCCUUACAGUAACUUUGAGAUUUUUAUUUUUUUUGCUUUUCCUCCUAAACCUGUUGCGCUGACGCUCUUGUAAAUGCAUAAAAUAAAAUAAAAAGAUUGCUUUGCAAUAACGUGCAGACCGCAUCAAUCGCAUCGACACUAUUUAUUUGAGAAGUGUGAAACUGUUCUAAUAUGUUUUGCUAAGUCUGUGCUGUUUUGUCUGAAAGGAGCUGCUCUCCGUUCAUGUUGCCUGCCAUAAAUAUUAUGCAGGCUAGAUCAGCCAAAAGUGCGCCAUCUAGAGCACAGCUAGUGUAUUGCCAGCCAAACUUGGCAGAACACUAGAUGGCGCUGUCUCUUGCUUCUAUAAAGGAUGACCUGGAGCACCCCCUGUGUCUGCUGG
Molecule: messenger RNA, 4931 nt
Organism: Acipenser ruthenus (sterlet)
Lineage: Eukaryota; Metazoa; Chordata; Actinopteri; Acipenseriformes; Acipenseridae
Product: phospholipid scramblase 2-like
Exons: 8
Coding region: 326-1423 (365 amino acids)
Biological process (GO): plasma membrane phospholipid scrambling
Cellular component (GO): plasma membrane
Molecular function (GO): phospholipid scramblase activity
Source: RefSeq, a predicted model, not a curated record